Messenger RNA from Bombyx mori (domestic silkworm), 3078 nucleotides. Its product is annotated as ankyrin repeat and LEM domain-containing protein 1. The coding region runs from base 839 to 2824 and encodes 661 amino acids. The record is from RefSeq and is a predicted model, not a curated record. Lineage: Eukaryota; Metazoa; Arthropoda; Insecta; Lepidoptera; Bombycidae. Gene Ontology annotation, molecular function: protein binding; DNA endonuclease activity. The transcript has 7 exons. Gene Ontology annotation, cellular component: cytoplasm; nucleoplasm. Gene Ontology annotation, biological process: double-strand break repair via homologous recombination; resolution of meiotic recombination intermediates.
UUAUUUUCAUUUUCUGUAUUUCAUAAGAAUGAUACGAUCACACUUCGACGAUCACAAUUACAAACGCAAACAAUAAGCUCUUUCAAUAAAUAAUUUCAUCAACAGAUAAUGAAUUAGCACUAGCAAUUCUUGAAGCCAAUAAAAUUGAUACUACAUAAUUAUUACAUAUUAUUAAUUAUAGUAUGGCGACUAAAUAUGUUUUAUUAAAUAAAAUAUAUUCAAUAGCGACCUCUUUGGUUUGCUUUUCAAAGUAUAUAAUAUCAAACAACGGCUGGCAGCAGCAAAUUGAAACAUCAGAUUUUUUUUGCGUAGCGCCAUCUAUCCAUCAUUUUUAGCUCUAACACUUAGAGCUAUUACUGCAACACUUGCAGUCAAAAAUGUAUCUUUUCGACGUAAAAUAAAAAUUAACAAUGGUUCUAUUUCUCCAAAUCAAGAAACAAAACAUAAUAAAGAUCUUUUUUUAUUCCAAUUCGAAUUUCGUCCUAUGUCAAAGCAUUUAGGUUUGACACAGAGCACGCUAUAAAUGGUACGUCGAAUGGAACGCAAGCCAAACAUAAACAAAGCAUACAGUGAGUCUAACGUCUUACUGACGUUAAUUUGAAAAUCGGAAGAUCCAAAACACUGAAACAAAAGAAUAACAAUAAUAAAAACAGUGAUAACGAUAAAAUAUUUAUCUUGCUUUUAAGAUAGCAUGGUAUAUGGUAUAACAGGACAGAAAACCAGUGUUUUAAAUGUGCAAAAGUGUAUCGACAGGAAAUCCUGCAGGAAAUGAGUGGAACUUGCGGUUUCCAAUCUCGAUGACUAAUGUUUAAUCUAAUAUUUUCACUUAAGCAUAGCCAUGGGAACGACGUACAAAGAGUGUUUUAAAUUAUACGACUUAAUUCAGAACGGCAAGUUCAGUUCAGUGAAGCAUUUCAUAUCUAAAAAUACAACUAACAUCAAUGUGGUGCUACCGUGCAAAGGGAUUGGAGUGCUGCAUCUUGCUGUUGGUAUUGAGCCUUUAGAAAAAUCAAAGGAAUGCACAGAAUUGCUCCUGAAGAAGGGAGGUGAUCCUAAUCUUUGUAAUGACGACGGUGUAACUCCGGUACACAUAGCGGCGAUAUGGGGCCGCGUCGACAACCUGAAACUCUUGCUCGGCUGCGGAGGAGAUCCCUAUGUACGGGACCUCGACGGGCUGACUGCCUUUGACUACGCUGCCAGAGAACAGCAGUGGAACGUAUUUGACUACCUACAGAAUGUAGUGGACGAAUCCAAUGACGUGGGCACUGGUUGCGGGUACACUAUGGACUUGGAACGAAUUCUGGUUACAACGGACAAUAUGGUGGCUGAAUACGAACCGAUAACUGACGAACAAAUGCAAAACAAGACGUACAGAAAAUCCGACAUGAUCCGUCAGUGGUUCGACGAUAACAGUUUGGUUAUAAACAAACUGUACCCGACUAUAUUAGGCGAAACGUACCUUAUAGACGACUUCCAAAGUAUCACGUUGGACCUGACCGAAUCGCACGACACGAACAAUACGUUCAGGACUUGCCGAUCGAAUGGGGACGUGGAAAUAAGCGGCGUUAAGCCUCUAGAUUGUACCGUUGACAAAACAGGAGAUCCCAGGAAGCAGAGGUUGAGCGUUUUCGAAAACUUCUCGCUCCCCGGAUCCCCAAAUAACAUAACGCAUAUGAAUUACAAUACGAAAUCGUCUUUAAAGAAAUCAAAAACGAUCGAAACAAAAGAGAUUCCGAGAGAUGACCGCGAACUCGAUAAAGCUAUGGCGGUCGUACAGAAUAGGACAAACGAAUUUCUGUCUUCGACUAAUGUAGAUAGAGUAUGUAAUACAAGGAGAUCGUCUAACAGCAGCGGAGUGAGCAGUAAUUAUUCUGGUGGCAGCAUCACUAUAGCUAGUUUCCACGAGGAAUACAAGUAUGAGGAUAAAGAAGAAGAUGUAGUGCUCGUUGAGAAGAGACUGCGAGUUUCGCCUAUUGUCUUACCCCUGGAAGAGACAGUGGAAUCGAUUGACCAAACAGCAGUUUCGGUGGCAUCUUCCCUACCGACCACGGUACAGUACGACAAUAACACUCUCAGAGCGGAACUCUUGAAGUUAGGCUUCUCGCCGGGUCCCAUACAGGAUUCAACAAGGACUCUUUAUCUAAAGAAAUUGCAAGCCUUGAAGCAAACCCCAGUGGUCGUGAACAGCCAGGGCAAAACGUACAGUGUCGAAUUAGAAAAAUCUCUACGUAACGUUGAUUGGAUGCUGAAUCUCCAACAGUAUGUUGAGUUGGAAAGCAAAGCGCGCGCCGAUUUCGCUAAUCCCAAUAAAAAAUGGCGGGAAGGCACGGCGAAGACUUCCUUCACGUAUCUUCUCUUGGAUCCGCGACUCACGCACAAUCUCCCGGAGAGAGCCAGCAAACAAAACCAACAUGUCUCUUGGGUCACUUUUGUAAACUCCAUAUUUUACGUCGGGAAAGGUAAACGUUCUCGGCCCUAUUCUCACCUAUACCAAGCGCUGACCCUGUGGAAGCGCGACUUCAAAACGUCUAAAGACAAGAAAGUUCAGCAAAUCCUCGACAUAUGGUCGGAUAAGGUGGGCGUAGUUUGUCUUCACAUAUUUCAGAACGUCAUACCGGCGGAAGCGUACACGUACGAAGCGGCCAUGAUCGAUGUGCUCGGAAUAAAUAAUAUUAAGAAUUUGAAGGCUGGCAACUAUUACGGUGUUGCCGCCUCCUGGCCGUUGAAAGAGAGAAGGCUGCUCGGUUUGUACUUAUUGUACAAGGCCAUGCUGAUCUUCCUUAGCGAGGGCGAAAGACAAUUAAGGCCUGAUGAUAUAGACUGAAAUAUUUAUUUAUUUAUAUUUGUAAUAUAUAUUUUUAUUAAUUGACAUUUUCCAUUUGGUAAAGAAAAUCCAUUCGCGGAAACAAACGAAACUAACCAAAAUUUCACAACCUAGGUGAGGUCGGUAAAUGCCGCCACAACACACCUUGAGAUAUGGGUUCUAAGGUCUCAAUAUAGUUACAACGGCUGCCCCACCCUUCAAACCGAAACGCAUUACUGCUUCACAGCAGAAAUAGGGAGGGUAGUGGUACCUAC